Molecule: messenger RNA, 285 nt
Organism: Wallemia ichthyophaga EXF-994
Lineage: Eukaryota; Fungi; Basidiomycota; Wallemiomycetes; Wallemiales; Wallemiaceae
Exons: 2
Coding region: 1-285 (94 amino acids)
Biological process (GO): cellular heat acclimation
Cellular component (GO): nucleus; cytosol
Molecular function (GO): transcription corepressor activity
Source: RefSeq, a predicted model, not a curated record
AUGAGCACACUCAAACCAGCUGCCCCGCUAUCCACAAGGAAUAGCUCACCGGUGAAGAAGGGCGACGAUGGUGAUAUCAGCAGCCCGCACGAGUUGACCGCGUUUGUAGAGGAUGUGCUCAACAAGCUCGAUACGAAGUUCGACACUAUGUCCGGAGUUGUGUUAGAGAAGAUGGAUGAAAUGGCGGAUCGCGUUGAUAGCCUCGAGAAUAGUAUUCAGGGCCUGGUCAAUUCAGCUGGAACGCUAUCGCCCAGGCCUUCUUCUCCUCGGUCUCCAAGGAUUUGA